CCUACAUCCCUCCCUACUCUCACGGGCUACCUUAAUUAAAACCCUAGAAGACCGUUGGAUAUUCAAAUUUUUAAAACAAAUCCCCAAAUUUCAAUUUCUCGUGUUCAAUUCACCAAUCAAAUUCCCCAAGAAAAUCAAUUUGCGAAACCCCCACACACAAAUUUCAAAUCCAAGAGACAGAAUUAAAAAAAAAAAAUGGUUCAAAGAAGAUCCAAAACCCCCGAAGACGCCGCCGCCACGACGAAAUCAGUGAUUCUCACUCCAAACUCCUCCGCAAAAUCGACGGCGACAACGGCGGAGAGCAACCAGUCGGAAACACGAGACAGUUUCUACUUCCCCGGGUGCAGAAAAGACGCGAAUUGCAGCUGCGAGAUAUGCAUCGCGAGCAUGAACGCAACUCUCGAUUUGAUGCCGCAGAGCUCCCUCACCAAAUUCUCCGCCGCCAGGCCCGGAGUUCGAAGAAGCCCCAUCGCUUUUCCUUCGCCGGCCGAUCUCUCGACACCGCCGAAGAAAUCGAGGUAUCAGAUCCGGCGCGUGGAUUCGUCCUCGCCGCCUCUGGAUUCAACCGCGAGUGCGGUUUUGCAGGAGAAGUUGGAAAGGGGGAAGAAGGGAGAGAAGGAAUCGGGUUUAGGGUUUUUCGCGGUGAGGUUUCUCUUCGGCUUGAUUUUGAUUUUCUGCGUCGAAUGUGGUCUGUCUUGGGUGGUUUCUGGUGUUGUCAAGGCUAAAUUGUCGCCGGAUUUAGUGACGGAGUUGGGUGGAAAUUCGUCGGAAAUCGAGGGGCUGAAAGGUAAAUUCACGUUCUUGAAGAACGAAUUAGAAGUGCUAGUCGGCAAAGAGGUCUCGAAUUGCACCUCUGUCGAUUCCGUGUGGAAAAUUACCCAGGACGGUUUAUUGCUAAAUUCGAAAUGCGUGUUGUACAAAUCAACGGCCGAGGAAGUGAGCAUUUGGGGCUGGCCAUUGCAGACCGUGGGAUUGCUCACAGCAGAAUAUUCCCCUCGAUCGUUCACCGUUUUAUCGGGGAAAGUUACAGAGUGGUUGUCGGAGGAAGCGAAUUAUUCGAUUCGAGCAGGGAAUAGUUCGUGGGUACUAGGAAAAUGGAGUUCAUCGGUGGUGCAGUUGGAUCCGAAUACGUGGAUAUUGGAAUACAGACAGGGGUUUCUCAUGAACGACGAUACUAAACUGGUUUCGACUGUAAUGGAAUGCUUCAAGUUCGGGAUGGUAAGAGGGUUUCAAAUGUUGAAGAAAGAAUUUUGGCUGCCGUCUUCUCGAAGUCGAGAUUUUGAUUUUGCACGUGGGAAAAUUCUAAUCCCUACUUGAGGAAAAAAGAAAGGGAAGAAAAUCAAUUCUCAUUCCUCGUGAGAAAUUAGGUUUUGUGCUUUGUGUUAUUGUUUUUAUUUGUUUUUGUCAUUAAAUUGUAUAAAAGAGAUGGAAAUGGUGUACUCCUUUUGUAGCUAAUGGAAAUUAGUUUUAUUUUUUCAUGAU
Erythranthe guttata (spotted monkey flower) is the source of this 1482-nucleotide messenger RNA. RefSeq names its product C-8 sterol isomerase. NCBI's taxonomy places the organism in Eukaryota, Viridiplantae, Streptophyta, Magnoliopsida, Lamiales, Phrymaceae. Gene Ontology annotation, cellular component: endoplasmic reticulum. The record is from RefSeq and is a predicted model, not a curated record.